Cyclopterus lumpus (lumpfish) is the source of this 2289-nucleotide messenger RNA. RefSeq names its product probable G-protein coupled receptor 149. Lineage: Eukaryota; Metazoa; Chordata; Actinopteri; Perciformes; Cyclopteridae. The record is from RefSeq and is a predicted model, not a curated record. Gene Ontology annotation, biological process: neuropeptide signaling pathway. The transcript has 5 exons. Gene Ontology annotation, molecular function: neuropeptide binding; G protein-coupled receptor activity. Gene Ontology annotation, cellular component: membrane; neuron projection. Bases 1 to 2289 code for a protein of 762 amino acids.
AUGCCUACGACGCAUAUUAGCUCCCCGGCGCCCAACCCGAGCGACCUUUCCACGGCCACUUACGAGAAGACAGACGUCACCUCGGAGGUGGAGAGGCAAAUCCGCCUGGUCACUUUCGGCUUGUGCGUAAUCUUCGCCGCUGCCACUUUUAUCGGAGGUGUGUAUUCGCUGCUCUCUCUCCUCCGAAUGAGGAGAAAAACCUCCCUGUGUCUUAUUGUGGCUUCCAUGUCGGUGGACGACCUGCUCAGUGUGGUCCCUCUUUCCCUGUUCAUACUCUUACAGUGGGAGACAGCUGGAGGGUCGGGCAGCCUGUGCACCUUAUCUGGACUUCUGUACGUCUUCCAGGGUGUUUCGAGCAAUAUGAAGGCUUGCCUCAUAGCCGCCUACACUUUCUAUGUGACCAAGAGAUUUGGAGUUCUUCAAUCUGUCCGCCGGCCCCUGAGAGUGAUGUGGGCCAUUGCCGGUGUGUGGGCGGUCAGCCUUGCGGUUAGCGUGUUGCCUUUGUGCGGAUGGGGAAGCUUUAAGCCGGUCUCUCUCGGAUGUUUCCCAGAGAGCGAGAGUUUUUACACGCUGCUGCUUUUCUCUUUAUAUUCCCUGUGUCUCUGCGGCUUGUUGUUUUUCUUUAUCUCCCUCACCUACCAGCUGCUGUGCUCCCGGGAGCCCCAGAGGACUGUACUGUACCCCAGCUACUUGGAUAUAGCGAGGGGACUGAGUGGCUCCGCUCCCCUCUGUGAUCUUCCUUCCUUUUCCCGGGACAGCCUGAGCAAUAGUUUCGAGCUGAGCCCAAGUUCAUGCGCGACGGUGCGGAGGGAGAAAGAGGCCAGCGGGCUGUCCCCGGUGUCUACCGGCGGACAGAGGACGUCAGCUGUCGGGGACACACCAGUUGUGUUUGCACAAAAGCGCUUCUCCAUGAUCCUCGCGGUUGUCCGAGUUAUUUUAUGGAUGCCAAUGAUGACCUUGGUGCUGGUAAGCCACACAGUGAACGCACGCAGCUACUCCCUGGAGAUGCUGAGCUUCUUUCUCACUCUGCUUGCCCCUGUGGUCACUCCAUUAUUCGUGCUGAGUGAGCGCUGGAUCCACAUGCCUUGUGGCUGCUUCAUUAACUGCAAGCGGGAUCCAAUGCAGGAACCCUCAGUGAUGAACAGAAGAUUUGAGUUCAACCUUUCCCUCCAACAAGGCUAUGGAGUGUACAAGUUGUCACACGCCACCGUGCCUCAAAACAUUCCACCCCUUGAGAAGCCUGCCUAUCACAGCCUCUUUAACUGUGACUUCUCUGAUACCUGCCUUGAUGCACGAGUAAGUGGUGGACUCUCCAGCCUGGGGCCUGGUUUUGAUUUCAGCACCAGCUGCCCUCUGGACAGCUCCUCUCGUGCAGACCUAUCGUUGGAAGUAGUGGCCAGUGGAGAGGUGCUGGCUGAUUGUUCACUCCCUCGUGAGAGCCAAGGAGAUGAUAACGACUUCCACUGUGUCUCUUCGCUUCCUUCUCAUCACCGGGAGCAGGAUCGCAAUCUUACUGCUAAUUCUUCUGUGUUCGAGGGCCCGGAGAGGAGGCUGUCACAUGAGGGGUGUCGAAAAAUCGAGCUGACAGACUGGGAGUGGUGCAGGAGUAAAUCAGAGAGGACACCCAGACAGCGGUCAUCAGUUGGUCUGUCAAUCCCCCUGUGCGCCUUUCAGGGCACUGUAUCUCUGCAAGCACCCACUGGGAAAACCCUCUCUCUCUCCACCUAUGAAGUCAGCAGUGACGGACUCAAAAUCUCCCCCAACAAUGCAAAGAAGGUGGAAGUGUAUCGCUCAAAAUCAGUUGGCCACGAGCCCAGUGCAGACGACCCAGCACCAGGAGGCCAUCCUGGAGACGUGAAUGUCAGCAGCGUAGAGAUGGGCAUGGAGAUCGGAAUGGGGAUGGGUAUAGGAGCUGGUGUGGGGGACACCAACGUCAAGAUUCACCUUGAGGUUCUUGAGAUCUGUGACAACGAAGAGGCCAUGGACAGUGUCUCCAUCAUCUCCAACAUCAGCCAGUCCUCCACCCAUGCCCGCUCGCCGUCGCUGCGCUACUCUCGAAGGGAGAACCGCUUUGUCUCCUGUGAUCUGGGUGAGACGGCUUCCUACUCUCUGCUCAUCCCAAGCAGUGCCAACCCAGAGACAGAGACCAUCAAUAUCACUAUACCUGACACUGUGGAGGCCCACCGGCAGAACAGCCGACGGCAGACGCAGGAGAGCUCAGGGUAUCGUGAGGAGAUACAGCUGCUAAACGAGGCCUAUCAAAAGCAAGCUGGGGAGAGGGAGGAGUGA